Dreissena polymorpha is the source of this 2274-nucleotide messenger RNA. RefSeq lists its product as uncharacterized. Gene Ontology annotation, biological process: DNA integration. The record is from RefSeq and is a predicted model, not a curated record. The transcript has 2 exons. NCBI's taxonomy places the organism in Eukaryota, Metazoa, Mollusca, Bivalvia, Myida, Dreissenidae. The coding region runs from base 936 to 2000 and encodes 354 amino acids. Gene Ontology annotation, molecular function: nucleic acid binding.
CAAUUUCUUUAUAAACGUCUAAUUUGUCAAAAUGCGAUACUUCAAACAAAUCAUGGAGUCCGAUAUUAUGGAACGCCACAGCUGUCUCGCCUAUAUACUUUUAUUUUCGUUGUCUGCAUGUCUAUGGUCGUUACGUGGGAUUCGAAUAUCGUUAGGUACAAGCAACAAGUUGUAGAGUGAAAUCUGCAUUGUGUUAUAUAUAGUUCAUCUAUCGUUCUGUACAAACAAAAUUCCGUCUUGUAAAGUUCGCAUUUUGUUUGGUGCAAUUAUCAUUGUAUUAUGUUCAGAAUUAACUUUGCUCUGUACAAAAAAACUUUUUGUUGUGUGCAAAUUACACAUCGUUAUGUGCUUUAGAUAAUGCGUUAUGUAUGUAUGACGAGUUUUGCUGUGCAAUAUACAAAUCGUUAUGUACAUAUUUCAAUUGGUUUUAUCCGAUUUUAUUGUUGUUCUCUACAAAGCGCACUUUGUUCUGUGCAAUACACAUUCCGUUAUGUAGUUACACUGUAGUGUUUAGUACGUUAUCAAAACCGCUCUCUAUGAAAAACAGUUUGUUCGUUGAAAAGUUAAAUUCGUUCUGUAAAUUCGACAAUUCGCUUUGUAAAUCUUAAAGUUGUUCUGUGUUUACAAAUGUUUAUUAUGUGCUUAUGGCAUUUCGCUAUGAACAAGUGUUUUUCGAGUAAGUGAAAAAUUGUUCUGUAUAUUAGACUGGUCGUUUUGUGCAUUUUACCGUUGUUCUAUAUAGACUAUGUUGUUCUAUGUGUGCAACUGUGUAACGUAUCCUUAUCGCAGUUCAUUGUGUACAAUCCUUACCGUUAUCUCGAAAUGACUACACGUUCUGCGAACACAACCAACUGUUCUGCAAAUACUGUAAUGUGUUUUGUACAUACCCAUUAUUUACCUGUAUUUGUUCAUAACCUUCAACCAAAAUAUUAAACAUGGAGGCAAUGGAACGUGUUUUAAGAAGCGUUAACUUGGAUGCACAUUUUUUAAAAUUCAGGAGCGAAAAAAUAACCCCUGACAUAAUUUGUAAACUGACAAGGAAAGACUUUGUUAAUCUUGGAAUUAAUAGCAAUGCAGAUAUGAUGAGAUUACGUGUUGAAUGUAUCCCAUUUGGAAAAAAGAACAAGGUGUUUAAGUUCGAAAUAACAAAGGAUAUGAUUCAUACAUUGUUGGAAUCGGGCUUUACUGUGAAAGAUAUGGCUAAAAUGUUGGAUGUAUCAGAGAGAACAGUGUUUCGCCGAAUGAGUCAGUUCAACAUAUAUGUGCACAGUUUUACUGAUAUUGACAACCAAACGCUUGACAAACAUGUCAGAGAGCUUAUUACCGAGUAUCCUCGCUGCGGAGAGAAAAUGAUAGGACAGAUACUUCGUGUGAGAGGAAUAAAGGUAAAGAGGUCCCACUUAAGAGAACGACUGCACAUUGUCGAUAAAGAAGGGAUUCAAGAGAGACGCCACAGACGUUUGCACAGAAGAAUCUACAACGUGGAGGCCCCAAAUUAUGUAUGGCACAUAGAUAGUAAUCACAAGCUAAUUCGAUGGAGAUUCAUUAUUUCUGGUGGUGUUGAUGGCUUCAGUCGUUUUGUUGUUUUUCUUAAAUGUAUCGAUAACAACAAGUCCAAAACAGUAUACGGCUGCUUUAAGAAAGCUGUAGCAAAAUAUGGGAUUCCAAAGAAAGUUCGAACAGAUCAAGGAAUGGAAAAUCUUGAUAUUGCCAGAUAUAUGCUGGAUAACGGUUAUGGAAUGAUAACUGGCAAAAGCGUUCAUAACCAGCGUGUUGAGAGAAUGUGGAGGGAUGUGUACGAAGAUGUUCUGUCUUACUUCCAUGACCUUUUCUUUUAUAUGGAAGAGGAAAGUAUUCUAGAUCCUCUGGAUGAGCGCCACAUAUACGCACUGCAUUUUGUUUUCCUUUCGAACAUAAACCAUAAACUUGACACGUGGAAUGAGGCGUGGGCAAACCACAGAUUGCGAACUGUUCGUUCUACUCCUAAACGUUUGUUUUAGCAGGAGCAAUAAACAUAAAUACAGACCGUCCUUCUCAAACAGCAGACGAAGCAGAUACCGUAAAUGCUAACCAGCUAUUACAUGAGUCCAGGCCGAUAUUUCAGCAAUCAACAUAUAUUGUUUCUCAACAGUGUCAGCAGGAGUUGGAACAUUUAGAUACAGAUUUUGAGAGUUCUCGAUCCGGAGUCCAGAUUUUCAUUCAAGCUGUACACAUUAUAUUAAGACAUGACAGUUUUACUAACUAAUAGUGUAGAAAUAAAUGUAUGACACUGUU